ACUGUACAGUGUUUAAUGCAGUGAUAGUAGUGUCACUGUUGGGACAACUACUGAGUGAUAUCUUACUAGUGACACAUCACGAUAGAUCACAGUGCAUCUUUGAUUCAUUUUAUAUAUAGAUCAUUUACUAGAUCGCAUAAUCUAGUGAAUUACUAAGAACAUGCAACUUCUACUUCACGCAAUUACGUUAUCGAUUGUAUGUAAUGUUGCAUAUGGUAAUUCGUCCAGCAAUUUACAAUGUAAAGAUGAAAAUAAUGUAUCGGUGGAUUGGUACGUACUUUAUAAGUUGCCAAAAAUUCAGACGAGUAGUAAUCCCCUGAUUAGAGGAGGUCUCGCUUAUCUGUACAUAACGAACGCAACUAUUGGAACCGGUUGGCAAUUGUCCACUACGUCCAUCGGUUCGAACAAUUCUAUCCCUGGAAUUACAUUAGCGCCUCUUUACAAUCGUGGUAACGAAGAGAAAAAUUUCUGGAAUUUAUAUGAUGAUAAUCCGCCAAAUGCUUCUUAUGCCUGGAGUUACGGUCACACGAAGGGUGUAGUGAUGGCGAACAGCGAUCGAGGCUUUUGGUUAAUUCACAGUGUACCGCAAUUUCCACCAGUUCCGAAAGCUGGUGUACAAACUCGACCAUUAAACAAGGAAAAUAUAACUAUCGUCGGUAAAUACAGUUAUCCAGAAAGUGGAACGUUGUACGGACAAAGCUUUCUGUGUAUUUCCCUCGGUAGUGAUCAGUUCAAUAUUGUUGGAAUACAAUUAAUGUACAACGAAAUAGCAGUGUAUGCAAGAAAUAUUCCCGAUAUGCUCGAUAAACAGUAUCCAGCACUGAGAAACGCGACCAAGCAACAGCAUAUUAAAAACCCACCCUACAAUCAUAAAACUAUAAUAAAGUCUUUAGGAGAAGUUGAAUUCACUUCGUUUGCUAAAACUGGAAAGUGGGGAAAAGAUUUAUAUGGAGAUUUUAUAGCACCACAAUUACAGUCGAGUUUAUUUGUUCAGUCAUGGUUGAAUUCGAAGGGAAAGUUACCGUCAAAUUGUUCCCGUAUGAAAAUCUUCAAUGUUAAAACACUUAAAUUCGAGACAGCGAACGUAGAUUAUCCUAGUAGUCACGAUCAUUCCAAAUGGACUAUUACAGACACUACAAAGUCUACCAAACAUUGGGUUUGCAUUGGUGAUAUUAAUAGAGCUAAUACGCAGUUUACCCGAGGAGGCGGAGCUGUGUGCUUUAAGGAACCGCGCUUGUGGAGUGAUUAUCGCAAUAUCAUAAAUGACGUAGAGCCUUGUCACUAUGCGUAGAAACAUUAGGAAGAUGUUUUUAUCAAUAUGCAUCGGAAACUUGUGCAACACCAGUGUGAGGACACAAAGUAAUAACCGUCGUAUUAACUGUAGUUUACUUGCAAGUGUAUAAAGAAGAGGUCUCGGUGGCUCUUUAUUACUGUGGAAUAAGGACGAACGACGAGGAUCAGAAGCAGUUCUUAAAUUGGAUUUUAUGAAAGGCGGCAGCGACUCUUCCUGCACCGACUCUCGUUUCGUCUUUCUUUUUCUCAACCGUGCUUAUUGUCUACCUAAGGAAAUUGCAGAGUAGCUCGACGUGCCGUUAAUGAAAGAAAAAAGAAGGUAGCCGAGGUUUAGUAAGCGGAAGAAGAGAGAAACGACUUGCUCUUUAAUGAAAAUUCCGAGGAAUCGACUGAACUUCGGUCCACUCUUUAUCAGCCGUUUCAAGUUUCUCUAUCUCUUUGAUGGACUUUAUUUUAGAGAUUUCCUUUUCGAUAAACAAA
Molecule: messenger RNA, 1773 nt
Organism: Eufriesea mexicana
Lineage: Eukaryota; Metazoa; Arthropoda; Insecta; Hymenoptera; Apidae
Gene: DNaseII
Product: deoxyribonuclease II
Exons: 8
Coding region: 161-1291 (376 amino acids)
Biological process (GO): apoptotic DNA fragmentation
Molecular function (GO): deoxyribonuclease II activity
Source: RefSeq, a predicted model, not a curated record